Pseudoliparis swirei is the source of this 3662-nucleotide messenger RNA. It is a transcript of the gene gstcd, whose product is annotated as glutathione S-transferase, C-terminal domain containing. Lineage: Eukaryota; Metazoa; Chordata; Actinopteri; Perciformes; Liparidae. The transcript is spliced from 12 exons. Bases 98 to 2056 code for a protein of 652 amino acids. The record is from RefSeq and is a predicted model, not a curated record.
AGAAGAAGCCUAACAGGAAGCGUAUGCCAUAACAACGUGCUUUCAUCGAAGUUGCCUGUUUGUAUAUCCACAUUGCUCAAGCUGUUCACUAUUAACGAUGAAGGACACCGAGGAAAAGCAGCAACAGCCUCCCUCCCUCUUUCUGAAAGUCUGCUGUCAAAAUGAAGAGCCGCGUUUUUCACUGCACACCUCCAUCGCCUUGUUUCUCCUUUCCUACUGCGAGUGCAAGUCUUUCAAAGUGUUCCUCGUUUUCACCAAACCUGCCAUCUCCCAGUCACUGAGGAGCCAGCUGCCAGAAGGGUUGGAAGUGUCUGACAUUCAGCUGGAGGAUCUGCCCAAGUUGGUGGAGAGCUGUCGUCUCCCUGCCGUUUUGGAUGAGACUGGGAUGCUCUGCAGAGCAGGGCUGGCGGUGGUCCUGAGACAUAUCAUCAACAAAGCCCUGGAGGCUGAGCCUUCUCGAAAGGAUGUGUUGGCUCUGCUGGGAUUUAAGAAGACCUGUCUGAAGGCUUGUGCUGAGGUGAGCAAGUGGACCAGAUUGUGUGAAAUUGGAAUCCCCUCUGAUGUUGAAGAACACCUAAAAAAUCCCACAAAUCAAUAUCAGCAUCUGCCGCUCUCCAUCCUUACCCUCGAGCGGAGGUUAGCGGAGCCUGUCAAAGUCCACAAUGAUGACAAGAUCCGGAGACAGAAACUCCAAGAGCAGAAACGGAACAAAAAGAAUGAGUCCCCUGAAGGCAAAGAGAAGCCAGGCACUGAGUCCGAGCCCGGACAAUCGCCUCAGGUCAGUCACGGACUUGAGCUCAGGACAGCUCUGGCCAAGCUGUCCGUGGAUUCAGUUCCAACUUUGACCACCAGAGAGAACUCUGAGAUCAGGAAAGUGAAGACCACAGACCUGCCUCAGCUGAAGCAUGUGUUUGCAGAAGGGCUGUACUUCACUCUGACUGAUGUGGUGCUGCUGCCAUGCAUCUACCAGUACUUGUGUUCCCUCCAAGCACAUGCUGCGAGCUCUCUGCAUCAGCUCCCCUACCUGCUGCGUUGGUACAGCUGUGUUCAGGAGGUACCUGGGGUCCUUCGGGCUUCCAAGGAGUGUGGGAUGGCUCUCUCUAUCCCCCAAGUGCUCACGUCCAGCCUCACAGGGCCUUCAGCAGUGGACAUCUCAACUAGCCUAUUGGAGCAAGAAGAAGGCCAGGAGAUGACCGAGCAGCUUCACUUUGUUGGCGGCCCCAGGCCCACACUGACUAAACUUCAAGAAAAUGGCAUUGAGGCAGUGUUCGCCCUUCAUCCUUGCCCUGCCUGGACCCUCCCGUGGGACAGCUUCCCAGAAGCUAUCAACCCCACUGAAGGGAAAAUGUCAAAUAUUCGUGCGGUCAGGAAGAGGCAACAGCUGAACAACUUGGUUGCCAUGGUGAUGGAGUUAGCCAAGCCAGGCUACACCAUUGUGGAUUUCUGCAGUGGAACGGGCCAUCUCGGGAUUGUUCUGGCUCACACACUUCCAGAUUGCCAGGUCAUCCUGAUAGAGAACAAAGAGGAGUCAUUAGUCAGGGCCCAGAGUCGUGGCGUUGAGCUUGGUCUGAAAAACAUUGGCUUCGUUCAGGCUAAUUUGGACUACUACACCGGACCGUUUCACAUCGGGGUCGCUCUCCAUGCAUGCGGCGUGGCAACAGACAUGGUGAUGGAGCAUUGCAUCCAGGCGGGAGCUGCCUUUGUCAUCAGUCCAUGUUGCUAUGGCUUCAUCCAAAAUGCAAUCAAGUUCACCUUCCCCAAAAGCAAAAGGUUCCAAGAGACUCUGACUCAUAAGGAACACAUGAUCCUCUGUCGCUUCGCAGACCAAACUGCCGUCCAGCUCCCUCCUGGGCGGCGACUCAUCGGUAAACAGUGCAUGGGCCUCGUAGACUUGGACCGCUCGUGGGUAGCAGAGACUCACGGCUACUCUGUGCAGGUGAUGACGAUGGAGCCUGAAAGCUGUUCACCGAAGAACAACAUGCUGGUGGGAAGGCUGCCGCACAAGAGUGGACUGGAAGUCGGUGCUAGUCAACAGGAAGCACUGGUGCAUAAUUAGGAGUGCAAAAACAGGGGUGGAUUUGAUAAAGUACCGAGCCUCUGUGGCUCCUGGCUGUGUCAUCAUGGUGUUGAGAAUACAAACUUUUCUUUGAAACCAACUUCAACUUUUUUUUAUGUUUUACAAGCCGAGGAAAAUAAAUGAGAUGUUCGCCUCAUUAUUUCUGAACGAGCUUUUUCCUCAAAAUCUCUUUCAGCGUGAAGGUAAAGGCAAUAGUGCUGUUUUUUUAAUGCGAUAAACUGAUUGCUCUCUGAGAAUUACUCCUCUCCCUUGUUAAAUGCGUGCAAUUAUUGGACUCUUGGUUGUAGUAAAAGCUUGUGCCUCUCACCAACUGCUACGUUAAGUUUGUAUCUUUUCCUAAAAUGUGUGAUCAAGCUGUCAGCGUAAAUAGAAGCAGCAGGAAUUACACACCCACAUUGCAAACACCAUACUUUCAACAUGCUGUUUUGGCAAAUAGUCUGUAUGCGUCUUUCUGUGAUGGAACUGAGUGAGCUAGAUUUUAACAGAGGAAGGAGAAAUUCAGCGGGAACAAGUAAUUUGCACUUAAAGAUCAGAUGGGGAUUUAUCAUCAUCUACCACUCCUGUCUGUGUGUUUGUGAAGUACUAGCAGAGAGAGAGGGGAAUAUAGAGAGAUAUUGGAUUCAUACUCAACAAAUCAGGUACAAUUUAUCAUUGAUCAUAGUCCUACAGAGAAACGGAUUAUACCUCAUAAAGAUUGAAUGUGAAUAUGGUAUGCAUGCAGUAAUAUGUUCAGCAGCAAUGAAUAUUUUAUAACGCUGGCAAAAGAAAGGCCACUGUGCUUGAUUACUUGCACACUAUUCAGGUCCAAGUUGUUGAAAAUUACAAAAUACGCUCCUUAUUUUCAAACCUGCAUACUACACUCAGGUGAAACUGGUCAUCGGUUACAAUGAAACAUCCUGUGUUGUCACCUGUGUCGGUGUAUCGGAGAUGCUCCAGAAGUCAGGAGAGGCAGCCUGAGCGCCCGUUUCCCUACUUACACUGAAGGGAUGGAUGAGAGAGGUGCCGGCUUUCCAGCGUCGAGCUCAUCUGAAUUCAGUCAGCAGACUCGGUCUAUCCUGAGGUGAAUGGCCAGACACGGCUCCUUCAAAGGACUGAAAGCCUUUCAAAAGGAGACGCCUGACUCCCUGAUCAUGUUUGUGGCUCUGCAGAGAGGUGGCAUUAUUUAAAACGUGCAUGAUAGAUAGAAAUAGGUGUGAAGUUUGUUGAUUCAACUUGAGCACCUCCGGCUGGAAGGUGACUAAACAAGAUUCUUUGUUUAGAUAAAAUAGUGAAGAUAUCUGAGCUUAUUUUUAUGAAAAUGCAGAGCGGUUAUUCAAUGAUGGUCAACCUUGUGAAGCCAUACCUUAAGUACAUGAUACUUUGGACUGCAUGCGUGUUAUUAUUGUGUAUUAACUGAUUGACAUCAAUUGAAAAGUUGACAAGAUGUGACCUGUACCUGAAACUAAUUUUUUUGUGGAGCAAACGUAUUUUGUCACUGAACCAAAACCUGUAUGCAUACUAGUCAUUUUAGCUUUUGUUUCUUGUUUUUCUUGUUUUAUUAACUUCAGUUAUUACUUGUAAUUAAACCUCAGUUUGUUGCUCCAUA